AUGAUCAAAAAUCCUUUAUGUCUUUCCCCAUUAUUCCAAAUCCCAAAGUCGCGUUUUCAGGCUCUUCAAAUCCUUCGUCUGCGCCAGAUCAACAAUGGUGUUUUCGUCAAGCUGAACAAGGCCACCCUCCCCCUUCUCCGUAUUGUCGAACCAUACGUAGCUUGGGGUUAUCCUAAUCUCAAGACAGUCCACGAUCUGAUUUACAAGCGUGGAUUUGCCAAGGUGAACCACCGACGACUUCCAAUCACUGAUAAUAACAUCAUUGAGGAGGCUCUUGGCAAACACGAUAUCAUCUGCAUGGAGGAUCUUGUCCAUGAAAUUUAUAAUGUUGGCCCUAACUUCAAGGCUGCAUCAAACUUCUUGUGGCCCUUUAAGCUCAACAAUCCUACCGGAGGCUGGACUAAGAAGACCAAUCAUUUUGUCGAAGGAGGUGACUUUGGAAACCGUGAGGAUCAGAUCAACAAAUUGCUACGAAAAAUGAUCUAA
Messenger RNA from Strongylus vulgaris, 486 nucleotides. NCBI's taxonomy places the organism in Eukaryota, Metazoa, Nematoda, Chromadorea, Rhabditida, Strongylidae. The record is from the annotation of a GenBank genome assembly.